AUGGAGUCAUCUUUAACGGUGUUUAGUCUAACAGGACUAUGGCGACUAGUGAUUAUGUUCCAGGCUAAUUCAGUGGUGAAUGGGGUGAAUAUAAAACUAGGUCUUUUGCUACCUAGAGAAGGAUUACAGGGCUAUUUGGGUUUUGAGACAAAUGCAGCCGCGACAACAAUGGCCAUCGACAAAUGCAGAUCCGAUGGACUGAUGGACGGGCACAAUAUCACGAUUUUGUAUCGAGACACAAAAUGCACGGAGAAAUACGGACUCGGGAUGGCAGUUGAGUUGUACAUGGAUGAACACGUUGAUGCCUUCAUUGGACCUGCUUGCUCGGAAGCGACGAUACCAGUCGGCCAUCUUGCUGCCUUCUGGAACGUUCCAUUAUUCGCACACGCAUCCAGUGACCCGAGCCUGGCAGACAAAGUGCGAUUUAACACUGUUGUUAGGGUACUGCCACCAUACAACAAGAUGGGGAGUGCAUUUGUUGAACUUUUCAAAUAUUAUGGUUGGAACCGAUGUGUCAUGUUGUACACAAGAACAUACAACAUGAUCAGCUUUGCAGCCAGAUCCGUUGAGAAAAAGUUCCGAGAGAACAACGUCACCCUCGCCGAUACCAUCGAUGUGGAGGUGGUAUCUAAUAGCGAUAUUGAUGGAGCACUAGAAAGAUUCCAGCAUAGGGGCCGAAUCAUCAUUGUGCUCCUUGAGGCUGAUGAUAUCCGGCGUGUCAUGGUCCGCGCGAGGAAGAUGGGAAUGACAAACGGACAGUACGUGUUUGUUAGUUCUCUCAACAUAGUCCCCAUUGACGAGAUACGACAACCCUGGGUGGCUAAUAAUUCAUACGAUGCAGAAGCUAAGGAAGCGUUCCAGUCUUUGAUUCACAUCACAGUUGCCACUGUAAAGAGUGACAGGGCGGAUGCAUUCCGUGCAGAGAUUCCAUACAGAAUGGCAGAACCACCUUGGAACUUCAACAGAACAGAGCUGGAUGGAACAACGAACUGGGGGCAGGUGAAAUAUCAGGGGUCAGUAUUUUCUCUGUUCUUGUACGACACUGUUUACCUGUACUGUCUUGCACUGAACUACACUUCCAGUAUGGGAAUGGAUAACAUGUCCGGGAAAAUUAUGAUGGACGUCGUUCCAAAGCUACAGUUUGAUGGUAUGAGUGGUCGGGUCAUUAUGGACGACCAGGCUGAGAGAGAGUCAGACUAUUGGGUUUGGCAUUUACCACCGCAUAAGGAUGAAUAUGAAUACUACGCAGAGAUCAAGAAUACAAACAAGGAGGGGGAAGAGAGAAUACAUGUGUUAAGCCCUGCGUUUUGGAGGACUCCUGACGGCCAUCCUCCAAAGGACACACCCGACUGCGGAUUCUUUACAGAGGCAUGUCAAAAAAAUGGACUUACAACUCAUGAAAUAGGAAUUAUCGUCGGGAUUCUAGCUACGUUCGUACUUGUUGGUGCAAUAUCCACUAUCUACUACCUUUUUAGACGACGUAAAUUAGAAGGCCAACUCGAGUUCCUGUCAUGGAAGGUUGACUUUGAUGAAAUCUCGUUUGCCAAGGUGACCCACAUGUCGAAGACGAUGGCAGGGGCCGGUGGUAAAAGUGCCAUUAAGUCAAUUGGCGGAAGUACACAUACAGCAGGCACAUCAACGACUGUGUCGAGCAAGGACGAUGAAGGCGUCACUGAUACAGAAAAGACCUCAAAGGUUGUAGGUCUCUUUAAAGGGAAUCUUGUGUUCAUCAAAUACAUGAAUGUUGGCGGAAUGAUCCUCGGGAAGAAAGACCACAAGGAGCUUAAAUUGAUGCGAGAGAUGAACCAUCAUAACGUAAAUGCAUUCGUCGGUGUUUGCUUCACGCCAGGAAAGUUUUGUAUACUCACUGCCUUCUGUAGCAAACGGAGUCUCCAGGAUGUCUUAUCUAACGAUGACAUAAAGUUGGAUUGGAUGUUCAAGAGCUCUUUGAUAUCGGAUUUGGUAGCUGGUAUGGAUCACAUCCACUCCUGCCCCAUACUCUCACACGGCAACCUCAAGAGCAGCAACUGCGUUAUAGAUGGCAGAUGGAUCCUCAAGGUCACUGACUUUGGCCUUCAUAGGUUCAAGUUAGCCAUGCAGCGGAAACACUCUGAUGGCGAAUAUGCGGCAUAUUAUACUAAACUGUGGACAGCCCCUGAGUUACUUAGGAUGCCAAUUCCACCGUUGAAUGGCACACCCAAAGGCGACAUCUAUAGUUUUGCCAUUAUUCUACAGGAGGUCAUAUACAGGGCAGGCCCAUACCACAGUGUGGAUUUGGCUCCGAAAGAAAUCAUAGAGCGUGUCACACGUGGAGACAAUCCGCCAUACAGACCGGAAGUCAGAGAAGAUAAGGAUGCCAAACCGGACAUGAUCGAAUUGAUGAGAGAUUGUUGGCACGAGAACCCAUUCUAUCGACCCGAUUUCUGUCAGAUUAAGAAGAAAUUGAGUGGUCAGAAUGAUGGGAGGAAGUUCAACAUCAUGGACAAGAUGCUUACAAAGAUGGAGACAUACACUGAAAACUUGGAAGAGUUGAUAGAACAGAGAACAACCGAACUGAUUGAAGAGAAGAAGAAAACUGACAUACUGUUAUACAGGAUGUUGCCAGCGGCUAUAGCUGACAGUCUCAAGAUGGGUCACGUGGUCGAACCGGAAGUGUAUGAGCAAGUGACUGCGUUCUUCUCUGAUAUCGUUGAGUUCACCUCUUUCACCACUGAGAGCUCUCCCAUAGAGAUUGUCAACCUAUUGAAUGACCUCUACACUCUUCUUGAUAACAUCAUAUCCAGGUGUGACGUCUAUAAGGUGGAGACUAUCGGUGACUCUUAUAUGGUGGUGAGUGGUCUACCAACGAGGAAUGGUAUCCAGCAUGUGGCUAACAUUGCGGAUAUGUCAUUAGAGAUGCUGGCAAGUAUAGCAAACUUCAGGGUAAGACACAUGCCGAGACGCAAACUACAGAUGAGGAUUGGAAUGCACACUGGCACAUGCGCGGCAGGUGUGGUGGGUACGACUAUGCCAAGGUACUGCCUGUUUGGAGACUCCAUCAAUAUGGCCUCGAGAAUGGAGUCCACCAGUGAGGGCAUGCGAAUUCAAAUGAGUCCAGAGGCGAAUGGCUUACUUUCAAAACAUGUGGGUUAUUUGGUGAAAGAAAGGGGCGAGGUCGAAAUAAAGGGUCGUGGCAAGAUCAACACGUUCUGGUUAGAAGGUAAAAAGGGAUUCUACAGGCGUAUUCCUAAACCUGGAGAAACAAUGGAUGAGUGAUGCGGUACUGAGAAGGAUCUCUCCCAUCGAUAAGUCCAUAUGGCUUUUGGAUCGAUAUAAAGAUGGCAGCAGUGGUAGAAUCCUAUUACAAUUUUGAUUGACCUGCCAUCUUUUAUAGCAUUUAAAAAACAUUUAUAUCUAUCAACUAUUUGUAUCGCCAUAGCCUAUGGAUAAGUCACUACGUUAUAUCAAGGACGUCAACCUCAGGUUGACGUCCUUGGUUAUAUACAUGAUAUGGACAAAAUACUUGAAUAUUUAUUGUUGAAAUAAUUGCAAAAAGUCUAGAAUAGUUGUGUUUAUGAUGCCCUAGUUACUUUGGAUACAAAAAAUGUAAAAUGAAUGUUGGUCGUUUCAUUUAAUUAGUCAACAGUUCUGACUUAAUUAACGCUUUGGCUGAACACUUCAAUCAUGAAAGUUCUAAAUGAUAUCAUCAGACCUUACAUGUGUUAUUGGUGUAUUUGAUAAGUCAAAAUUGUGUAUCAUGGUCCCUAAUUAUCAGUCAUAACAUUUUUAAAAUGGUGUACAAUAUUACUUAAAUGAAAAUAAAUAAACACUGUUACAUUGAUAGUAUUAC
Molecule: messenger RNA, 3829 nt
Organism: Owenia fusiformis
Lineage: Eukaryota; Metazoa; Annelida; Polychaeta; Sabellida; Oweniidae
Source: the annotation of a GenBank genome assembly